Lactuca saligna is the source of this 603-nucleotide messenger RNA. The record is from the annotation of a GenBank genome assembly. NCBI's taxonomy places the organism in Eukaryota, Viridiplantae, Streptophyta, Magnoliopsida, Asterales, Asteraceae.
AUGCUCACGCGAUGUCAUCGGCUUCUCUUACUUAUGCAUCUACACUCGGUGGUUCUUUGUCUAGAAGCACCACUCCUGAACCUCAAAUCAUGGCUACGCUCAAUCAUCACCACAUGCUACUCGGUUCUGGAUUUGUUAGGGCUUGUUUCAUCCAUUCAUUGCCUCCCUACCACAAGUGAUCUUAUAACUCUGCAAAAUCGACCUCCUUCAAUCAUCUUUUCUAUAUCUUCAUAUGAUACAAGCUCUUCAGAUAAUCUGGUCAAAGACAUCAUUGGCUCCCUUUCCGUUGCUGUGGUCGAUCUUCCUUCUCCUCGCCACCGUCGCCACUGCUUCCUCCACCCUCGCCGGCGUCAGACCUUCUUUCUCCUUGCCAACGUCCUUUUCUUCCUUCCCAUCACCGACAUCCUGAACUCGUUUGGUACGAGUUUAAGGCUUGGACUAUUUGAGUACGAAGUUUCUAGGGUUCUGGGUGGUGGUCUGGUACCUGGUUCUUUGAUUUUGAUUGGUGGUGAUCCAGGUGUCGGGAAGAGUACACUAAUGUUACAGGUCGCAGCCAUUAUAACAGAAGGGAGAGAAAUCGGAAAACCAGCUCCUGUACUUUAG